AUGGCGUGCUCGGAGGUGCGAUGCAAUGGGAUCCCCGACACAAUUGAUGCUAAUCCAGACGUGGGCGGUUAUGGUAUUAUCAUCUCCUUUCUCUUAACUGCCUGGUGGACCUUGGUCGUCGUUCUUGUAACGUUCAAUUUCAGCGACUCGUUCCCCAGCGAAAAGAAAAACGACCUUGACCAUGACAUGGUUUACUGUGCAAGAAAACUCGAGAAGUAUGCCGGACACCCACUGCGGUUCCUCGAGGGCCAAAUAUCCAGAGAAACUGUCCAGAAGAUCACCUUGACCCUGAGUGACCAACAGCUCAUCACGGGUACUUCUAUCUUCAUUGCGAUAUUCGCCCAUAUGUGCGACAUCACGCAGUACCACUUCAAAAUUGCCUACUAUCUGGGUGCUGCCAGCUUCCUCACACACCAGGCUACAGUCAUGAUUGUCAGUGACUUGCUUAAGGACUUCCCCCUAAGGAGAGCAUGGCGGAUGCUCUGGGUCAUGGCUAUCUUUGCGUUUGUCUUUCUUAAUAACUUGGUUGUUUAUAGCCCAGACUUUCGCGACGACUCAGGACUCUCAGUGCUGUGUGUCUUUCCCCCCAAACUCAGCGUCAUCUACUAUCCUGGAGACAAGGUCCUGCUUAUACUUACCUCGAUUUUCUGGGCUUGGGGUCUCUCAGCCGUGGUGCGAGACCUAUUCCCGGAGCUUCUGUCCUGUCUGCGCAAGCUAUUUCGUCCAUUGACGCCGAUGCUGGAGAAGGCGUUCGGUAUUAUCUCCGGUCAAGGCAUAUACCUCUGGGCUCAGGAAAGAGAAAAAGCAGCCGACCCACAAAGCGCAUCCAAAUACAUGUGGCGACUCCUGAGGGCAAUCUUGUUCCCUCCCAUCGUCCUCUCCUUCAGCUUCACGCAGCUUGUCUCUUCUACAGUUAUAGACUUAUUCAGAAUCCUCACAUCUCUGGUAGCAACCACGUUGGGCACCUCGCGUGGCAAAGAAUCCGACGCCACGGUCGAUGGAGACAACGUUUGGAAUUUCGGGCAGAUAAUGUCGAUAUUCCUUCUUGCUUUGCCGCUUUUUCAAGCGCUUGAGCUUCUCUACGAGGGCUGGCACGCCAGGCCAAGGAAGGGUCAAGACAUAGGCCUGGAUGUUAAUGAUUCAACCGCGGACCUAAACCAGCCUACUAUAUCGGAUAGAGAUGUUUUUCAAUUUUCUCGAGUCGUCACCCACGAAACAUUCCGAGAAAACCCAGCGAGCACUGCAAGUAGUAUUGUCGGCUUAAAAGAACGGCUCUAUGGUAGUCUUGCUUUCCGGGUUUGGAUGAGGUGCCUUGUCCUGGGGAUAACCGGGGUAACGUGUCUGGUGUGUACUGGCUGGUUUGGGAAACAGGUUGUAUUAUGA
This is a messenger RNA of Aspergillus versicolor CBS 583.65, 1383 nucleotides long. RefSeq lists its product as uncharacterized. The record is from RefSeq and is a predicted model, not a curated record. The coding region runs from base 1 to 1383 and encodes 460 amino acids. The transcript has 4 exons. Lineage: Eukaryota; Fungi; Ascomycota; Eurotiomycetes; Eurotiales; Aspergillaceae.